Messenger RNA from Linum trigynum, 2280 nucleotides. The record is from the annotation of a GenBank genome assembly. NCBI's taxonomy places the organism in Eukaryota, Viridiplantae, Streptophyta, Magnoliopsida, Malpighiales, Linaceae.
CCGAAAUGGUUAAGAGGGUCGAGUUUCAAUCGGAACCAAGACCCGAUAAAACCCGAACUGAUGACCAGAGUCCAGAGGCAUCGUUUCUCUCUCUCAUCGUCUCACAGAGCUCAAUCUAUUUUUUCUCUCUACUUGCUAGAGAUGAAACUUUCCCGAUUUGCGGAUUCAGUCGUGGAGAUUCGCUGCUUUCUUUGCGGCCGGCCCCUGUUACUGUCCCUGCAAACCGGUUUUUGAAACUAAACUAGAGCUGGAGAGUGUGGCGAGCGUGAGCUAAGCGGGUAAGCUACUACUACUAUAGUACAGUUGAGAGGAAAUCAAGCAAGCAGCUGCGGAUAAUGAAUCUCGUCGUGAUUCUCUCGGCGUCCAUCGCUCUCGGCCUCGCUGUUCUUUAUCUUCCGCUUCUGAAACUCUCUCCGCCAUUCGAUUUCCGCCUCUCCUCGUCCAAGUCGGCGAACCAAGUACCCUUUGCAGAGCUGGUGCUGAAAAAUGGCGUUAUUUUCACCAGCGACUCUUCUCUACCUUUUGCGGAUUCCAUGGCUGUGAGAAACGGAAGGAUUCUUGGGGUUGGAAACUACUCGUCGCUCCAGGGAUUGAUUGGAAACGAUACCCAGGAGUUGAAUCUUCAAGGGAAGGUUGUGAUUCCUGGGUUUAUCGAUUCUCAUGUCCAUUUCAUUCCUGGCGGAUUGCAGAUGGCACGAGUCGAGCUGCGAGGUGUUAAUCAGAAGGCAGAGUUUAUAAACAGAGUGAAAGAGGCAGUCACAAAACUACCACAGGGAUCCUGGGUUCUUGGUGGCGGAUGGAACAAUGAUUUGUGGGGCGGAGAAUUACCAAUGGCGUCAUGGAUGGACGAUUUCAGCAGUGAGAACCCUGUGUGGUUGACGAGGAUGGAUGGUCACAUGGGGCUAGCCAAUUCAUUGGCACUAAAGUUGGCUGGAAUCAGUAGUGAUUCUUCAGAGGAUCCAAUUGGGGGAACUGUAAUGAAAACCGCUCUUGGAGAGCCUACUGGACUGCUGAUAGAUGCUGCGAUGAAACUCGUCGUAACCUCGAUUCCAGAGGUCUCUGUCACCGAAAGGAGGGAAGCUUUGCUCAGAGCUACAGGGCUUGCCUUGAGGAGGGGUGUGACGACUGUUGUUGAUUUCGGCAGAUACUUCCCUGGAGGAUCACCAGAAGAUCCUUGGGAGGACUUUGCAGAUGUGUAUCAGUGGGCUGAUUAUUCAGGAAAGUUGAGGACCAGGAUGUGCUUGUUCUUUCCAUUGGAAACAUGGUCUCGAGUAGCUGAUUUCGUCAAGAAAUCGGGGCGUGCUUUGAGUGAUUGGGUUUAUCUGGGCGGUGUUAAGGCUUUUGCUGAUGGCUCUUUAGGUUCAAACAGUGCACUAUUCCACGAGCCCUAUUUUGACGAGCCUCAAAAUUAUGGCCUUCAGUUGAUAGACAUGGAGAGUCUUUUCGACAUGACUGCAGCUGCAGAUAAACUCGGACUGCAGGUUGCCGUUCAUGCCAUUGGUGAUAAAGCGAACGACAUGGUCCUGGAGGUGUACGAUUCCGUUGUAUCAGCAAAUGGAAAGAGAGACAGAAGAUUCAGGAUCGAGCAUGCUCAGCAUUUGGCACCUGGGACAGUCGAUCUAUUUGGCGAACGACAGGUUUUCGCUUCGGUGCAGCCGGAUCACCUACUCGACGAUGCUGGCACUGCUGCCAAAAAACUUGGGACAGAGAGGGCUAUGAGAGGGUCUUACCUAUUUCAUUCCCUCUUGGCUAGCAAUGCACAGCUAGCAUUGGGGUCCGAUUGGCCUGUCGCUAACAUAAAUCCGUUAGGAAGCAUCAGAACAGCAAUGAAAAGAGUGCCUCCUGACUGGGGGAGUGCUUGGAAUCCAGCUGAGUGUCUCUCCCUAACUGAUUCCUUGAUUGCGCACACUAUAUCAGCAGCUCGAGCAUGCUUCCUCGAAGACAAGUUGGGAUCUUUGUCACCUGGGAAAUUAGCCGAUUUCGUGAUACUCUCCAUCGAUUCAUGGGAUGACUUUGCGGCAGAAGGGUCUGCUUCGGUUGAGGCAACAUACAUUGCUGGAGUGAAGGCCUAUCCCUAGAACUGAGAUAUCACAUUUGCUUGCAAGCAAACUGAGGGUAUCUCCUUUUCCUCUUGUGUUCCGUUGCAGGAACUUUCAAUUCAAGAAAAACUGGCGUUACUUGCUGACUGCCUCCGUUGCCUAUUACUAUUUCGUAGUAUGGGAAGCGAAUAUUCGAGAAGUGUGAAGUGUCGCUGUGUCGGUAUAAAGUAUUAGAAAAGGU